UGACACAGCCUGGCCAUGGCCACCAUCGCGCUCGCCCUGUUCCUGGCGGGCUGCCCGCUCCUGCGCUGGACGGCUGCCUCUGCCGUCCAGAAUCUGAGCAGCGUGAUGGACGCCAGCGGUCACUGCGUCUGCACCGUCAUCCUGCCCGACGACACCUUCCCCCUGCAGCGGAUCGAGCUGCUGGAGACGUCGGCCCGCAACUUGACCUUCCGCGUGCAGUGGGAGAUGAAGAAGCUCCAGGAAUAUGGGCAGCGCCUGGCGUGGUACGAGGCCAAGCUGCAGAACGCCAGCCGCCGGCUGCAGCUGCUGGAGGUGGGCGACCUGACCCCCGCCGAGCUGGCCUUCCAGGAGCUGCGGAAGGAGAUCGGCGAGAUGGAGUCCUUCGUGGGCCACCUCCGCUCCUCCCUCAACGGGAGCGACUCCACGGUGGAGGUGGUGCACCGGGAGCUCCAGAACAUGUCGGUCACCGUGAGCGCCCUGGAAUCCUACGACAAGAACCAGGUGGUGGCCAUGAGGCGGGAGCUGACCACGCUCAAGCAGCGCCUGGAGGACUGUCAGAAGGGCAAGCCGCUGGUGGGACGGCAGCCGCCGAUCGGCACGUGCAACCACCAGGGGAUCUGGCGCCUCAGCAAGCCCUCGGUGGUGCAGCUCAACUGGCGGGGCGCGAGCUACAAGGCCGGGGCCUGGGGCAAGGAGUCGUCCCUGCACGCCUGGCGGAAGAAGCGCUACUGGGUGGCCCCCCUGAACCUGGACGGCCGGCGGCUGGACUCGGUGCGUCUCUACCGCUCCUACCAGGACCUGCUGCUGUCCCGGAACCCCACGGACCAGCUGAUCCCGGGCUUCGGGCAGGGGGCCGGGCUGGUGCUGCACAACGGCUCCUUCUACUUCAACUGCUACAACGCGCGGGACCUCUGCCGCCUGAACCUGGAGAGCGGGGCCGUGGACCGCAGGGCGGUGCCCGACGCCACCUUCAACAACCGCUUCUCCUACGCGGGCACCAGCUGGCAGGGCCUCGACCUGGCCGCGGACGAGAGCGGGCUCUGGGUGCUGCACACCACCGAGCGCAGCGAAGGCGACAUCGUCAUCGGCCGCCUCGGCCCCGGCUCGCUGGCCCUGGAGAAGACCUGGCAGACCUCCCAGUACAAGCCAGCGGCCACCAACACCUUCAUGGUGUGCGGGGUGAUGUACGCCACCCGGGCGGUCAGCACCCGGCGCGAGGAGAUCUUCUACGCCUACGACACCCGCACGGGCCGGGAGAGACGCCUCAGCCUGCCGCUGGAGAAGGUGACGGAUGUCGUGCAGUCGCUGAGCUACAACCCCGGCGACCACAAGCUCUACAUGUACAGCGAUGGCUACCUGCUUAGGUACAACGUCCUCUUCCGGCCCUAGCGCCCGGCCGUAGGGCCAGCGCCCAGCGCAGGGGGGCCUUCCGCCCUCUCCAUUCCCGCCGUCCCCCCUCCGUCCCCUCUCCACCUCCUUCCCCCCCGUUCCGUUCGCCCGCAAGCUCCGCUCCACCCCUUCCCUUUCCCCUCUUCCCCCCCUUCCCUGCCCCUUGCUCCCUGGAUCCUUUCGCUCCUUCCCGCCCUCUUCCCCAGCCGCUGCCCCGCUUCCUCCUCUCCCACCUCCCGCUGCGUCACUAAACAAAACCAACGUGAUUUUUGUCUCUUUAACCUCCUGGCUAUAUCUAAGUUUGCUCAAGGGCCGAGAGGGAGAUUCCCCCUCCCAGCUCCUGGGCUUUGCCUCCUUCCCCGAUUGGGUUUCUGCCACCCCAUGCAAUGCAAGCGCGGGUGGGGUUGCGAUCUCGGCUCCUGAUUCCCCUUUACCCUAAAUCCCCUGCCCGUGGCUGGAUUGGGGUAAAGGGACCAGAACGGACAAUCAGAGCUUUGAGGUUUCCGGGUCAUUUGUUCUCUUGGCUUUACAUUCAUCCCAUUGCCUCACUGGCGUUACAGCCAGGACCAGGUCGGCUCCGGGAUUUGGGGGUUAGUGAUUCCACUUCUCUUGAGUUUUCUGAGGCCCCAUGGGAGCCUGAUUUUGCCUAGAACUUCCCAGUAGUGAAUAAACGUGAUCAUCUGACUGCA
Molecule: messenger RNA, 2078 nt
Organism: Caretta caretta (loggerhead turtle)
Lineage: Eukaryota; Metazoa; Chordata; Testudines; Cheloniidae
Product: olfactomedin-like
Biological process (GO): signal transduction
Source: RefSeq, a predicted model, not a curated record